CUCGAAGUCACGAGUAACUCCCAAAACUGUGGUGCGUGCUAGGAUACCAUUCAAAAAAUUUAUCUUCACAGUAGCGUUUCCUCAUUUUUGGAUUAGGUGAACGACCUUGUUUAGCCGGCUUAGCUACUUCUUUUGGAUUUGCUGAGAAAGCAGUGGCUAUGAAGUAAGUCCUCUACGCGUAUAAAACAUAUGGAUCCAAAUAUUUCCUAAAGAAACCGACCAGAAUUUUGACGAAGCAAACAUUAACUGACUCGAUAAUAAUGUUGUGUAGUCAUGCUGAAAAAACACUAUAGUUGGCGUUAACUGCUUGGGAAUACCUGACCAUGGCUUUCUGUACCGCAUUAAUUCGAUUUAACGCCGCGGCGUUCGUUAAUUUUUCUUGAUUCGAGUGCAGCGUCUUAACGAGGGCGGCGUUUCUUUAAGAUCCAAUUUUUUUCUUGCAAACGAUAGCAUGUGUUUAGUGUUUGUCUUAAAAGUCUCUUUUUAGAUCGUUUUCAAUUUCACAAUUUGCAUGUUAAUACUACUACAGUAAUAGUUUAAGUGAAUUGAGCGAAUAAAGAUCUGAUGUCGGAUAUGCUUUCUCGACAUCAGACCUGGUACAAACAAAGGGAUUUGUGUCUGGUUCGUUAAAAAUUUAAAACUGCGAUCGAAACGCCUCAUCAUGUUGCGGCUUUUAUUCGAGGGCGGCGUUUAUUAACAUUUCAGUACUAAAAUGCAGUGUUUAUUUGAGGGCGGCGUUUAAUCGAAUAAAUACGAUAUGCAAAUUUACGAAUGAGAGAGAAAAUGAACCCUCUGAUAACCAAGACCAUAAAUAACUUUGGGAAUCUCGACCAGAUGAAGUUCAGAAUGACACUGAAUUUACAGCUAGUUAGUUUUCCUAUUGCGAGUAAAAGCACAGUGAUGUCAUGAUUGGUACUUUAGUGAUUACUUAGAGUGUAUCAAAGGGGAGGUCCUGAUCCUGUUUCACUCACAAUUAAAAUUAAAAAAAAAAAGAUUCACGCAUCAUUAACAUAAAAGGGAAAUCUUCAAAUUUCUCCUCUUGUGUACAAGAUUUCUGGGAAAUCUUAAAUUCACAAGUCAUCUCAUGCUUAUAUUAAAGUUCACACGGCAACCAGGUGGACAAUCAGACAUAGUUUGAUGCUACUUUGGUUUACAGAUUUAAUGAAUGUAACCAAAGAAGUUACAAUUCAUAGACCUAACGUUUUGACACUCCUGUCUAGUGCCUUCAUCAGGGGUGAUCUAAACACUGCAACAAGAGGUCCUUUUAUAUGAUUACUAAUUAGCGGCCUUUAUUCUGACGAGGUGUAAAUGGCAUCAGGAAGCAAACUGCCAUUGUCACGAUUUAAAGGAGUGUGGGCAGAGUUAAUAUGCCAAGCCUCCAAACAAAGGUGCUGGUGGUAACACCUAUUAGUGGUGAUAAUUUGUAGAAUUAUCUCACCCAAUUGUAUGGUUAGCUAGGCAUGUGUGCUCUGAUAAAGCUGAAUAUUCCUUUUUGCAAAAGAAAACCACUUUUUGAUGCUCUCAUGCUUGUUCAUAAAUAUAUGAAUCACAUUCGCCUUCAUGUAAAAUUCAUGCAUCACAUUGUAAAUCUGGCCCUGGCUUAAUCAUGUAUAAACCCUUUUCCACUCUCUAGACUAUGCUGUUUGCAUUCUUAAAAGAUAUUUUUCUUCCCUCCCAUAGUACCUAGUAUUUCAUUUUGCUGGUCUUUGUAUGUUUGAGAAGUAUUCUAUUUUUAGCUUAUUUAUAUCAUACAAGAGUUGUGUAUUUGUGAAAAAAAAAAUCAGUUAAUUAGUAGUCUAGUAAUACUUAACAUUGCUUGCUAUUUUUCUUCCCUUCCAUAACACCCAGUAUUUCAUUUUGCUGGUCUUUGUAUGUUUGAGUAGUAUUUCAUUUUUAGCUUAUUUAUGUCAUACAAGAGUUGUGUGUAUUUGUGAAAAAAAAUUAGUUGAUUAGUAAUCUUGUAAUACCAAACUUUGCUUGUAGUCAUGUUUCAUGAUUUAGGUCUUUAAAAGUUUACUGGGUCAACAAAGAUGCCAAUACCUGGAGCUUAUAGUUAUACAUAGUCCCUAGGAAUCGUUUUUAGAAAUUAAUACAAGAUGCUGAAAUUUCUAACUAAGAGAGAAAUUUGCAAGAAAUAAAAAUAGCAUAAAAGGAAGGUCUAGGGCAAAAAUGUGGGAUGCAGAAACCUCCGAAAAAGAAAAUGUGAAAUUCAGAGUUCUCUUACAGAAGUUAUGCAUUGUCACUCCAUAGUCAAGGUGCAUGAGUGACAUGAACAGUCCCUUCUUUUAAGUACACAUGCAUGUCUUGCAGCAUUACAUGGACACAUGAUGUAUGAAAUUUUCACAAAUGACAGGAAUAUUGGAUGCAAAUCCCUUGAAAAAAUAGUCUGAAAUGUAUGAAAUUUAAAGAAAAAAAAUUAAAUUAUUUUGAAAUGAAAAGGCUUGUCUUAAGUCCAAAGCAAAAACCUUUGUGGGAAGGGCAUUACUGACAAUAAAUGAAAAUUGCUGUUUAAUUUAAAUUUUGAUUUAAAGAUUACAGUAUCUAGUAUAUACUAAUACAUGGUUAUCUUUGUGUACAAUAGGGUAAGACUUGGCACAGUCAUGUCUAUUUUUCCUCAGUCUUGGGGAGUAAUGUUGAUAGCAUGCCCAAUACUCGUGUUGGUAAUGGUCAUGUCCUUAUUUGUAACCAGCUCACAUUGGAUUGAAAGCUACAGGUAGAUAUAUUUGGCUUUUUGUGAAUUUGUUAUUUAACUAAACCUCUCCUUAACCUCUCCUUGGGCUGAUGGCUUCAUAAACAGGAAAAAAGUAUUUAAAUACUAGAUCAGAGGUAGUGCUCUCAAUAACUGGAAUAAAGUGAUAAUGGAGGCAUAAAUGGUAUGUUACAGCCACAGCAUGUAAGCUAAGGCAACAGUGGUAGUACCACUUGCCAAGAUCUUUACAACUUAAGGUUACUUUCCACCUUCAGAGGCCGAAAAAAUUGAUUUUUCUUUUAUUUGAGUAAACUGAAUUCAAACUUUUAACAAAAUGUUUCCACAAAAAACUUUUCUGAAAUCUUUAAAAGCAACUGAAUUAUUUAGAAAACAUAUUUUCAAAUUAAAGGUAGUAAAUCAGGAAGGUGUCAUAAUCUUGGACCUGGGUGAGUCCCCUGGGGGAACUUUAGCAGCAACCACUCUUCUUGGGGCUCAUUUUUCAUGUUAUUUCCAUAUCUUGUCCACAUUGCACACUUGACAAAAUUUACAGGAGGAAGCCCUUUGCUUAUAAAAAAAAUCUUUGCAAAAUGUUUGGGAUCUGUUUGGUGAUUUCCAACACAGUUGAUUAAACCCUUUACACUCUAAUAUUCUCUAUACUGUUCUCUAUAAAUCUCCUAAGGACUAGGAGAUUGUGUUUAACAAUCAAGAGCUUCUUUAGUGGGUGAUCAUUUCCUUUUUUCUCAUGACCUUAAACUGUGAUUCAGAGUUGACACUGUAAGAAGAAAUUAGAUGCUGUUCACUGUUUAGGGCCCAAGGGUUAAUGUGUAGGAAGUAAGGAACAAAGAGGUAAUAAACCACAGCUUAAUUUCAACUGUUUAAAAUCUUUACCAUAACCAUUAUGAACUUGACAAUAGACUGUAUUUAAUACUGUGUUUCUUUAAAAUAUGUUUAAGGCAUAAAUUUUACUUAUUUUACUUAUUUUCUCUUACAGGCCAUGUGAAGAGACCCUCAAGUUACAAGAAAAUCUUGUAAAUGAACUUAGUGACAUUCACCAACAAUUGCAGGAAUUCCUCCUGUUGAAAAAGGAACCAUCGAAAGAAUUGGCUGAGCAGUUAGAAGAAGUUAUAAAACAGCUUGAUAAAAAGGAAGCUGUGGAAAGUGUGGGCAACAAUGAUGCUAUUUUAGAUGUGUGUCCAGAAGUUUACAAGGGGACAAACUUAAGCUCCCCUGAGAAUGUUUGGGUGAUGACCAACUGUACCAAUGUUAAACCUCUUGAUUCUGUUGUCAGUGUUCUGGUCAACACUGUUGCAUAUCCCAAGCAAGAUGAGGGCCAUAUUGAAACCAUUAUAAAAGGCAUAACAGAGACUUACCCAACAGUUCAAGUGUAUUUGGCAACAGGAAGUGACAAUGUAAUAAAAGCUACCCGAAAUUAUAAAAAUGUUGAUGUUGUUCUGAUUGAUAAAGUUCAAGUAGCUAAGGGAUGGAACAUUCUGGUAAGGAAAGCCUCUACUCCUUAUGUACUGGUUGCACGUGAUGUGUUUCACUUCACAUGGCUAACACAACUGGAGAGGCAGAUUCGUGUUAUCAGUCAGAUACCAUAUGUUGAAGUUGCUGGUGGAUCAUACCGUAACUUCUCUGGUCACUGGAAAGCAGGAUGUGUCCAAACUACAAUGAAGAACUACGUCUUAAAGUACCAAGAGGGAUACUUGCACUCAAAGAAUGAAUGCAUGUUCUGUGAUUAUCUUCAGGGACCUUUUGUAACCAAAACAAGUCUGUUCAAGCUUGAUGAGAUGCUUCCAAAUGAAGUUUUGUUUGAAGACUGGUUUUCAAGUAUUGUUCAGAAAGGCAGCUUAGUGAUGUCAUGCCCAGAUGCAAUGUAUUUUACAACAGAUUACUGGUCAUAUUCCAAGAGAACUGAUAGAGAUGUUUGGACCCCUUUGGCUAAGAAAUGGCAACUAAAUAAAGUGCUUCUGCCAGAAGGGAUAAAGCAUUCCUUCUCUUGUACAGACAUUGAAGUUACUUGCGAACCUGACCAUGAACUACUCCCUUUGUGCUGCCUAGAAUGGUAUGCUGAUGCCUUGGCAUUUUUUCAGAAUUUUACUGAAGCUCACAAUCUAACAUUUGAACUUGAUUGUGGUUCUGCAUUGGGUGGUGUCAAGUUCAAAGGCCUUAUUGCUUGGGACAUAGAUGGAGAUUUGACUUUCCUUUAUACUGGUAUGAACAUUUUUGGUGAAAAUAGAACAAUUGAUUAUUUCCAGAACAAUGGGUACAAGUUACUGAGUUUUGAACCACAAGUGCAAGGAGGUAGUGCUGGAUAUGUGAAUGUCCAUUUCAAUGGGUUUGGUAUUGAAGUAUGGGGAAUGGGUGACCUGACAAAUAAAAGAUAUCUCCCCAGUGAACUGCAGAAAUAUGAAACAUAUACAAAAGCCAACAUUGAAGGUUACUGGAUUAAUACACCAUUUUCUCCUGGUUUGUUCUCAAGAAAUCGCUAUGGAAGAGAAGUGCUUAAACAUUCUCAGUCCUGGCGUAGGACAGCUUCUAAAGACAGUUGGAUUAAUUAUAAGUCUGGUAGGUUUAUGCCUUGUGAGAGGUCAAGUGGUUAUGGUUGUGUACAUGAUUUCCCUGCUGAUGGUAACAUCCCAUUUUCAAUAACUUAA
Molecule: messenger RNA, 5346 nt
Organism: Pocillopora meandrina
Lineage: Eukaryota; Metazoa; Cnidaria; Anthozoa; Scleractinia; Pocilloporidae
Source: the annotation of a GenBank genome assembly